Molecule: messenger RNA, 357 nt
Organism: Phycomyces blakesleeanus NRRL 1555(-)
Lineage: Eukaryota; Fungi; Mucoromycota; Mucoromycetes; Mucorales; Phycomycetaceae
Exons: 4
Coding region: 1-357 (118 amino acids)
Source: RefSeq, a predicted model, not a curated record
AUGAUUCUAUCAGUUGUUCUCUUUUUUCUUAUCUGUAAACUAUUGCUACUUGCCAUCUUUUACUGUAUUCAUCUUCUAUUCUACUCUAUUAUAGAUGAAUAUUACUUUUACAAACUUGCCAUACCUCAACAACUUCCAUCCCAUGCUACUGUCAUUUCUAUGAGACAAUAUUAUCACUUUACAGAUAAUAUCUUAGUCUGCAAAGAAAUCUUUUGCCUUUGUCAAAGAAAUCAUAGUCUUGUGCUUUACUAUAAAUUUUUAUUUCUUUAUCCAUUUGUACUGGGUACUUCCAAUAAAAUCUUUUAUCUCAAAUAUAACAAGCCGGCCGAGCAAGAAGUAGCUGAGAAUAUAGAAUAG